This is a messenger RNA of Aspergillus steynii IBT 23096, 1853 nucleotides long. RefSeq lists its product as uncharacterized. The coding region runs from base 39 to 1748 and encodes 569 amino acids. Gene Ontology annotation, cellular component: intracellular anatomical structure. The transcript has a single exon. Gene Ontology annotation, molecular function: protein binding. The record is from RefSeq and is a predicted model, not a curated record. NCBI's taxonomy places the organism in Eukaryota, Fungi, Ascomycota, Eurotiomycetes, Eurotiales, Aspergillaceae.
CUUGCAUCUCUCAUCCAAAGCACAUCGUCGCUUAAGCCAUGGCAUCUGAAUACCUGCAGGCCACCCCCGUGGCUACCAGCCAAGCAUACUAUGAUCUAGGCUCGUUCCGUCGCAAGAUCAGCACCACCAGCCCUGAGGCCCAGAUCUGGUUCAAUCGAGGCCUCACCUGGGCCUACGGAUUCAACCACCAGGAGGCCGAGGCGUGCUUCCAGCAGGUCAUUGCCCACGACCCGACAUGUGUCAUGGGCUACUGGGGCGUGGCCUUCGCCACGGGCCCCAACUACAACAAACAAUGGGCUGCGUUCGAUGAAGCCGAUCUGCAGUACUCGGUCAGGAAGUCGUAUCACGUUCCUCGUGCCGGACUCGUCCAUAUUGCGGCUGCUUCUCCUCUCGAGCAGAGUCUCCUCCACGCCAUCCAGCAUCGGUUCCCCACGGACGGUGUCAUCGAGGACUACGAUGCCACGAAUCGCGCCUACGCCGACGCCAUGCGGACUGUCUACCACAUGCACGGCGAGGACGACCUCGACAUCGCGGCGCUCUUCGCCGACGCUCUGAUGAACAUCAGCCCCUGGGGUCUCUACGAAGCGAGCACCGGCCAGCCCAUCCUCUCCACGCCGGUGCUCGAAGUCAAGGAGGUCCUCGAACGGAGUCUCCAGCACCCCAAGGCCAAAUUCCACCCCGGCCUCCUGCACAUGUACAUCCACCUCAUGGAGAUGUCCUCCACCCCCGAGGCGGCCCUCGUGCCGGCCGACCACCUGCGCGACCUCAUCCCCGACUCCGGCCACCUCUGCCACAUGCCGUCGCACCUGGACGUGCUCGUCGGCGACUACCGCCGGUCCAUCGCCAGCAACACCAAAGCCACCCUCGCCGACGACAAAUUCUACGCCCGCGAAGGCGGCCAGAACUUCUACAGCUUCUACCGCCUCCACGACUACCACUCCCUUAUCUACGCCGUCAUGCUGGCCGGCCAGUCCGCCGUGGCCCUCGACGCCACCGACCGCAUGGAGGCCACCAUCCCCGAGGCCCUCCUCCGCAUCGAAUCCCCUCCCAUGGCUAACUGGAUGGAAUCCUUCCUCUCCGUGCGCGUCCACGUCCUCAUCCGCUUCGGCCGCUGGGCCGACCUCAUCGCUCUUCCCCUGCCCACGGACCCCGACCUCUACUGCGUCACCAUCGCCACCCUCCACUACGGCAAGGCCAUCGCCUUCGCCGCCACCAACAACAUCCCAGACGCCGAACACCACCGCGAGCUCUACCGCUCCGCCGCCGCCCGCGUCCCCGACUCCCGCAUCUACUUCCCCAACAAGAUCCCCGACAUCCUCAAAGUCGCCUCCGCCAUGCUCGACGGCGAGCUCGAGUACCGGCGAGGGAACUUCGACGCCGCCUUCGCGCACCUCCGCGCUGCCAUCCUCGCCGAAGACUCCCUCCUCUACUCGGAGCCCUGGGCCUGGAUGGUCCCUGCACGCCACGCCUACGCCGCCCUGCUGCUCGAACAGGGCCGCGUGUCUGAGGCUGCGGAGGCUUACGCCGAGGAUCUCGGUCUCAGCGAGACCCUGGUCGGAGCCCAUCGCCACCCGAAUAACGUGUGGGCUCUGCACGGGUAUCACGAGUGUUUGGUAAGGCUGGGACGGGUGGCUGAGGCCAGGAUGGUCGAGCCGCCGUUGAAGGUCGCGUUGGCGGUCGCGGAUGUGGAUAUUCGGGCUUCUUGCUUCUGUCGGUUGGAGAAGAUAGGUGGGUGUGGUGGGUGUUGAUUUUGUCGUGUGUAUGCGUAUUUGUUCGUGUGCUAUGUUGUAUGAUGUACAUGUAUUGCAUUGUGGGCUAGGUAAAAGUUCUCUCUCUACUCAUUGAAUUCAAGC